AAGCUACUACGCUGCAUGUCUGACAGCUGCCACUGUAAUGAGAAACAGACUCAAGAGAAAGGAGGAGCGAGUUGUUAUUCAAAGGCAUAAUCGAACAGAAAACAGGAGUGAGAAAGAAUGUGCAUAAAAAACUAAAAGAUUAGAAAUUGGCAAACCAGAAAGGAAUCUGUUCCAGCAGUGGUUGGAAGAAUCAGGAUUACUCAGAGGUUAAAGAAAGUUUAGGGACACAAAGAAAAAGAAGAGCAGCGCAUUUAAUAGUGAGUAAAAGUUUAAGAAAUGCUGUCCAAGGAUAUCUCAGCUCUAUAUUUGGUGCUGUGGGUCAGUUCUUGUGCCUCAGCUGAGGACCUGUACAUGACCAGAGCUCUGAAGCUGAUGUCUGAGACGCCACUCAUUGAUGGCCAUAACGACCUGCCUUGGCAACUUCGAAAGCAAUUCAACAACGAGCUCAACAAAGUGGAUCUUAACACACUCGCAACAACACACACCAACAUCCCUAAGAUCAAAGAGGGACGGCUGGGAGCGCAGUUCUGGUCGGCCUAUGUUCCCUGUGAGAGUCAGUACAAAGAUGCUGUCAGACAAACACUGGAGCAGAUAGAUGUGGUUCACAGGAUGUGUCAAAAAUACCCAGAAACCUUCAUGUUUGCCACGAGUAGCCAAGACAUUAUGGAGGCCUUCAGCAUGAACAAGACAGCCAGUCUGAUUGGGGUGGAGGGGGGUCACUCCAUCGACAGCAGUCUGGGCACCCUGCGCACCAUGUACCAACUGGGGGUCCGCUACCUCACACUCACACACUCCUGCAACACACCCUGGGCGGAUAACUGGCUUGUGGACACUGGAUCAGAGCCAUCUCAACACAAUGGCCUGUCUCCAUUUGGCAAGCAACUAAUUGUGGAAAUGAACCGUCUGGGGAUGCUGAUUGACCUGGCUCAUGUGACUGUAACAGUGAUGAACCAGGUGCUGGACAUGUCUAAAGCUCCGGUCAUCUUCAGCCACUCCUCCGCCUACAGCGUCUGUCCACACAAGAGGAACGUCCCCGAUGAUGUCCUGCAGAGAGUGAAAGAAAAGGGAGGAAUCGUCAUGGUGAACUUCUUCAAUGACUAUGUGAAAUGCAGCAAGACCGCGACCCUCUCAGAUGUUGCUGAUCACUUUGACUAUAUAAAGAAAGUGGCCGGGGUGGGCAUCAUUGGUUUUGGCGGAGAUUACGACGGGGUUACCAGACUACCAGAGGGUCUGGAGGAUGUGUCUAAAGUUCCCAAAGUGGUGGCUGAACUGCUGAGGAGAGGAUGGACUGACGAGGAGGUCAAAGCUGCUCUGGGAAACAACCUGCUCCGUGUCUUAAGAGAGGUUGAGAAGGUGCGUGACACUCUGAAAGGCAUGAGUCCAGAUGAUGUUCCUAUUACAUAUGAUGAGGUGAAGAACUCGUGUAGGACGAGCUACGGUUACCACAACGCUGGAGCCGCCCAUUCACUCAGCACACUGGCCCUUCUGCCCACUCUGGCUCUACAGGCUCUUACCGCAUCAACAGCUUUAUAGCUUUAUGUACAUCAAGAGUUUGUCCAUGAAUACUAAUAAAAUCUGAAAACCUC
Siniperca chuatsi (mandarin fish) is the source of this 1586-nucleotide messenger RNA. It is a transcript of the gene dpep1, whose product is annotated as dipeptidase 1. The transcript has 10 exons. NCBI's taxonomy places the organism in Eukaryota, Metazoa, Chordata, Actinopteri, Centrarchiformes, Sinipercidae. The record is from RefSeq and is a predicted model, not a curated record. Gene Ontology annotation, molecular function: metallodipeptidase activity. Bases 277 to 1533 code for a protein of 418 amino acids. Gene Ontology annotation, biological process: proteolysis.